Lycium barbarum (goji berry) is the source of this 1612-nucleotide messenger RNA. RefSeq names its product serine acetyltransferase 2-like. The transcript is spliced from 10 exons. The record is from RefSeq and is a predicted model, not a curated record. Lineage: Eukaryota; Viridiplantae; Streptophyta; Magnoliopsida; Solanales; Solanaceae. Bases 201 to 1256 code for a protein of 351 amino acids. Gene Ontology annotation, cellular component: cytosol; cytoplasm. Gene Ontology annotation, molecular function: L-serine O-acetyltransferase activity.
CAAGUGUUUAUGUGUAUCAUCAUCAUCAUCAUUUUUUCUUAUUCGUAUUUCUCCUUCUGUUUUUUUUUUUUUUUUUUUUUUUUCAACGCUUCAUCAUUGCAUGCACCUUAUAAUGGAAACCUAAAGGUCGUCUUCACUCUUCUCUAACACGUGGUUAAAUCCUAUAUCAACACUCAAAAAACACAUAUCACUCUUUUUGAAUGGCUUGUUCUUGUUUAAGCGAAGACACUUGGUUUACUCUUCCUCAAAUGAGAAGCACCACCUUACAGGUUCAAGAAGAUCAAGAAAACUCAGAAAAUUCAAGACCCAAUUCAGCCAUGGGGGAAUACCGCUUGGAAAAAGUGUUUCCAGUUUAUGCUGUUGGUGUAUCGGAGCCUGACCCGAACUUGAUAAUAUCUGUUGCUAACACGGCUUCUACUGUAGGUGAUCCUAUUUGGGAUGCAGUUAAGCUUGAAGCAAAGUUGGAGGCAGAGAAGGAGCCAAUAUUGAGCAGCUUCUUGUAUGCGAGUAUCUUAACACAUGAUUGUUUGGAGCGGGCAUUGAGUUUUGUUCUUUCCAAUCGGUUGCAAAAUGCUACACUUUUGGCAACUCAAUUAAUGGACAUAUUUUGUGAUGUAUUAAUGCACAAUCGAUGCAUCCAAUGUUCUAUUCGACUUGAUUUACAGGCAUGUAAAGAUAGAGAUCCUUCAUGUUUGUCAUAUUGUUCUGCUCUUUUGUACCUUAAGGGCUAUCAUUCUUUACAAACACAUAGAGUUGCACAUGCGCUAUGGAAUCAAGGGCGCAAAGUCUUGGCACUGGCGUUACAAAGUCGAGUUAGUGAGGUCUUUGGAGUUGAUAUACAUCCAGCUGCCAAAAUUGGAGAGGGAAUUCUUCUGGAUCAUGCGACUGGUGUUGUAAUCGGUGAAACCGCCGUCAUAGGGAAUAGAGUUUCACUUAUGCAGGGUGUAACUUUAGGAGGUACUGGAAAAGAAAUUGGUGAUAGGCAUCCCAACAUAGGUCAAGGUGCACUUAUUGGAGCUAGUGCAACUAUACUUGGAAAUAUAAAAAUAGGGGAAGGUGCAAUGGUUGGUGCUGGUUCCCUUGUAAUGAAGGAUGUUCCUCCCCACAGCAUGGUGACAGGAAUACCGGCAAAGGUGAUUGGUUAUGUCGAUGAUCAAGAUCCAUCUUUAACUAUGAAGCAUGAUGCCAGCAAGGAAUUUUUUAAACAAGUAUCCAUUAGAUGCAAAGAAGCAAGAUCCAACGGAGCGGUUGCUUAAAAGAUGAUAGCUCAACAUGAGAGAUUAAUGAAGACACAUCUUCAUUUGACAUAAAUUUACCCCAAUUCACUUCAAUGGGUGAAAAUGAUUUUUGUAUUUUCACCAUCUUUGAUAUAGGAUUUCUGAAAAUAGAAAAAUAAAAGCUCCUUUAAAGAUUGAUAAUCAUUCAAUCGACAUGUACUGCCAUGUAAUCUGUGCCCAGAUGAAUUAUGUACUUCUUUUUUCUGGAGAUAAUCACUUACUUGUAUAUUAGACUCAUCAUGUUGCAACACUGUUUGCACUAGCAUGAGAUCCUUUGAAAAUAUUUGGACAGAUUGUUGUUUAAUGUUGAGGAGACAUAUUUUACCGACAGCCAA